GGCGGUGCCUCAGGUCGGUACAGUCAUCCUUCUGCCUGUUCGGCGGGACUGAUGGCCGGAGAGAUGACGAUCUUAGGUUCAGCUGUUUUGACUCUCCUCUUGGCUGGCUACUUGGCACAACAGUAUUUACCAUUGCCUACGCCCAAAGUGAUUGGCAUUGACCUGGGUACCACCUACUGUUCAGUUGGUGUGUUUUUUCCUGGGACAGGAAAAGUGGAGGUGAUCCCAGAUGAAAAUGGGCAUCUCAGCAUCCCAAGCAUGGUGUCCUUCACGGACGGUGAUGUGUAUGUGGGCUAUGAGAGCCUGGAGCUGGCUGAUUCAAACCCUCAAAACACAAUCUACGACGCCAAACGGUUCAUAGGGAAGAGCUUCACCCCCGAGGAGCUGGAGGCUGAAGUUGGCAGAUACCCAUUUAAGGUUUUACACAAAAAUGGGAUGGCUGAGUUUUCUGUGACAAGUAACGAAACCAUCAUCGUUUCUCCAGAGUAUGUCGGCUCUCGAUUGUUGCUGAAGCUGAAGGAAAUGGCUGAGGAAUACCUUGGCAUGCCGGUUGCCAAUGCUGUCAUUUCUGUGCCUGCAGAAUUUGACCUACAACAGAGAAAUUCAACAAUCCAAGCUGCCAACCUUGCUGGACUGAAGAUCUUGAGGGUGAUAAAUGAGCCUACAGCAGCAGCGAUGGCCUAUGGUCUCCACAAGGUUGACGUGUUCUAUGUGUUGGUCAUAGACUUGGGUGGAGGAACUCUUGAUGUGUCGUUACUGAAUAAACAAGGAGGGAUGUUCCUAACUCGAGCAAUGUCUGGAAACAAUAAACUUGGUGGACAAGACUUCAAUCAGAGGCUGCUUCAGUAUUUAUAUAAAGAGAUCUAUCAAACAUACGGCUUUCUCCCUUCCAGGAAAGAGGAAAUCCACAGAUUAAGGCAGGCGGUGGAAAUGGUCAAGCUAAACUUGACACUGCAUCAGUCUGCCCAGGUAUCAGUGUUACUCACUGUAGAGGGAGAGAACAGCGGGAAACCUCAGAAUGGUGACUCUGAACUGCCAACAGACCAGCUUAGCCCAGGGGAUGGUCACCAUGUGGACAGAGUGUUUAGACCUGGCCUUUCUGAAAGCAAGAGUGGAAAAAGUCAGGUUUUAUUUGAGACGGAAGUAUCCCGCAAGCUCUUUGAUACCCUCAAUGAAGAUCUCUUUCAGAAAAUACUCGUACCCAUUCAGCAAGUAUUAAAAGAAGGCCACUUAGACAAGACUGAAAUUGAUGAGGUGGUUCUAGUUGGGGGUUCUACUCGCAUUCCUCGGAUCCGCCAAGUUAUUCAGGAGUUCUUUGGAAAGGACCCGAAUACAUCUGUAGACCCUGACCUGGCAGUGGUGACAGGAGUGGCCAUCCAAGCUGGGAUUGUUGGAGGCUCCUGGCCUCUCCAAGUUAGUGCUUUAGAAAUUCCCAAUAAGCAUUUACAGAAAACCAACUUCAACUGAACUCUGAGGGAGUGUUGGUAACUGAGCUUGUCUUGUGGUGGUAAGGAUUUCCAUGUGACGCCUCCUCCAGAAAAGAAGUCCAUGAAGUCACUCAAAAAUUCCCAAAAAGACAUUUAUACAGGACAACCUUACAUAGUGUUUUGUUUUAGAAUGACCAGAUGAGUCUUGUUUGGGUGUGUUUAAAAAAAAAAAAAGCUCAGUAUUUCUAAAGUAACAGAGUUGAUUACUGGAUUCUGGAAGUAGGUAGCCAUCCGCACUUACUAGUCUGGAAACUUUAAAUCGUGCCAACUAUGAGGCCCAAGUUCUUACUGAAUUUUAUGAGUAGGGCUGAUAAUUUCUUUAUUUGGUUUUCACAUAUAACUCUUAAGGACUUGGAGGACUGUGAUGUCAGCUGUUUACACUGGCUGGGAGAUAGCAGUAUUAUUAAACUGCAUAGAUAGUAUUCACCAACUGCCAUGUGAUUUGUACUUUCAAAAAUCCACUCUUUUUACAUGUUUCAUCCUCCUAAUCUACAGAUUUUAAUAUAUUUGAAAGACCAGUUUUUCUUCCCAAAAUAGCUAAAGAUUUAUUCAGAUUUCUUUCUGCCAGAUAGUAGACAUGCCCUGUUUAUACUGUAGUCCUUUUUUAUCUUCAGAGCGUCAUUUUCUGCUAGUAUUUUCACACCUCUGCUUUGUAAGAAUAAAAAGACAGUAGAAAGUUACCAGUUGCCUUUUCAAAGUGUUGAUGUCACAAUAAAGCUGUAUUACUCAUCCAAGACCGUUGGAUAUUUGUAGCAGCUGUUUGGUUUUGGUUAUGUUGUUUCCCCUUUUCCCAGGACCAAACCUAGAAAUGCAAGACUAUAGUCAAACUAAGUAAGACAUUGAGGCAAGGGGCUCACAAGUUCAAAGCCUGUCUGAGCUACCCAGGAAGUUCUAGACCAAUAUAGGCAACUUAGUGAGAUCCUGUUCCUGUCUCAAAAGAACUAGAGGGAGAUAGGGAGGGGAGGAGAGAAGAAGAAAGAAAGCCAUAUGGCCACAAGGGCCAGUGAAGAAAAUACUCUGGUUACUUUGUGAUGCCCAUGUUAUUGGAAGAUAUAUGUCAUUAUAUUUGCUUCAAUGAAAGUAUUUGCAUAUAAGAAUUUUAUCCUGGCUAUCUUGUUCAUUUAAAGUAUAUCCUGUUUAUCAGUGUUGUAAUAACUAAAGAAGAGAACUAAAACUUUGAACAAGAUCAAGCACUUCAGCUUCCCAAAGAGUAAUGCUGGAAGGUGGUAGGUUUUUUUGUUUUGUUUGUUUGUUUGUUUUUUGUUUUGGGGUUUUUUUUUGUAGCUUUAUUAAAAAAAUUUUUUUUCCUUGCUCAGUAGUGAAGUUGCCGUUAAAUAACAGUCAUUUCCAUGUACCAAAGCGCGUGCAACUAGGUAGAUAGAAAAACAUAAAAUGCCGUGCUUUUAUUUUACAACUAAUGGAGAAAUGCCAAAGAUGAGCCCUUCACGCAUUCUGAAAAUAUUCAAGACUGUGAAUCUUUGCUUUUUAGAUUGAAAAACGUUUGUGAACCUGUUUGAGGCUACAUGUACUACAGUCUCCACAUGCACUUUGAAUUCUCACGCUAGCCAUUUAGGAUUAUAAACAGCAAACUUGAAUUUCUCAGAUGUAUGACAACUCAAGACAUGAACAAAAUCAAUUUGCAAAAUGGAGCAGAUAAAUAAUACUAAAAUGGGAAGAUAAAUAUUUGUUUGAAAAAGCAGUAUGGUGGUGUUGGAGGUGGGGCUAUGUCAUUAGCAUCCUCUUCCCCAGUAGUUACAAUGGUAAAACCAUGAGAGAAAUUGUCUUCAAACAGUUGUUAGAGUCGUGUAUACCUAAUCCUGACACCAGUGUAGUUUAUUUAAAAGGUACAAGUGAAUCCUGAAAGGGGCCAUUUGUUAAAAUCCGGUAAUACUUUUCAUAAAAUUUGCUUUUUAGUUGUACAUUUGACUAAAGUUUUUUAAGUGUGUAACUUUAAAAAUACUAAGUAAUAUGUAAUUUAUUUCAUAUCAGUGUUUUGGUACUGUUUUCACUCAAACCACUUAUCAGAUACCACUGUGUAUAAUAUGAAUUCAAUAUGACAGUUACUGUAUAGAACAGAUUGUGCCUCUUAAAAAAUGUGUGUACAGGUAAUUCAUAUUUUGUUGUAAAUCUAUACCAUUUGCAGUUUUGCUUUUAAAUUAUGUACUUUAUUUUCCACCCAUGACUAGCUUGAAGUAUAUUUUUGAUGUAUAUAAAUGCAAAAAGAGAGAGAGCCGAUGUGAUGCUUACAGAUGUUCACUAGCAAGUGAUAAAAUUUCAGAAGUGUCACAUAUUACUGCAUCCUAUGUCUGCUGGCAUUUCUGCUGUUUUCUGCAUAGUUCUAAUUUAGAAGAGCUAAUUCUUAUGUAAACAGUUUCUUUAGAACUUUGAUUAACAAACUAUAACUUGUAACCAGUGGAGUUAAGUGCUGACUUGAUCCACAAAGUUAAUGAGUCUGCGUACCCCCGCCCCCAAACUGUAAUCUUUUCAGUUGACAGUUAGUACUUCAUAAUUUUCUAAUAAAAUCUGUGUUAUUCUUUUGGACAAAUAUUGUUUUCUAUCUUAUGAUGUCUUAAAAAUAAGCCCCUGGGGCCUUAUUGGAUAGCUCUGUGUUUUAGAGUACUUGUUCUUGCAGAAGACCCUGGUUCAAUUCCUGGCUCCACAUCGUAGCUCACAAUCAUCCGCCACUGUAGUUAUAUCA
Messenger RNA from Mus pahari (shrew mouse), 4185 nucleotides. RefSeq names its product heat shock protein family A (Hsp70) member 13 (gene Hspa13). Bases 52 to 1467 code for a protein of 471 amino acids. Gene Ontology annotation, biological process: vesicle-mediated transport; cellular response to unfolded protein; protein refolding. The transcript is spliced from 5 exons. The record is from RefSeq and is a predicted model, not a curated record. Gene Ontology annotation, cellular component: cytosol; cytoplasm; nucleus. NCBI's taxonomy places the organism in Eukaryota, Metazoa, Chordata, Mammalia, Rodentia, Muridae. Gene Ontology annotation, molecular function: ATP binding; ATP hydrolysis activity; heat shock protein binding.